UAGUUAUUACCAUCCACAUGCACCCGAACGGCUUCAGGACCUCACGAUCCCCCACAAGUAUCUAUCUAUCCACUCCCAUUCCCGUUCACAGGCUCUUCUACUUCUCGUUCAUCCCCGGGAGCACAGGAAAACAAACGAACGAAUAGAAUAAAGAACGCCCAAAAGAGAACAAAAAGAUCCAAAGCAGAGACUUCAUAGGAAUUAGCUCAGUCAACAAAAGAAACAUCUCACAGUUCAUUUGGAGAGAGGGGGAGAGACACAGAGAGAAGAGAGAGAGGGUAGAAGAGAAUGGAGCAGAAUGUACAGAUGAUGAGCGCAACGAGAGGUAGGGUCUUGCAGUGUUGCGACCGUCCGGUUGCGUUCGCUUGCAAAGGGGUGCUAAAUUUGCCGACACAAAGAGGAGGGGUGAUGCUGAAGAAGUUUUCUCUCAACUUCUCGCUGUCUUCUUCUUCUCCUCCUCCUCUCGCCAACUCGCUCAGCGUUAGGCACCAGAGGAAGUCUAGCAUUAUCUGCAAGGCUCGUGACGCGCUAGACGAAGUACGAGUGGUGACCGACUCAAGCUGGGACAACCUGGUGAUCGGCAGCGAGAACCCCGUGCUGGUGGAGUUCUGGGCACCAUGGUGCGGACCCUGCAGGAUGAUAGCCCCGGUCAUCGACGAGCUGGCCAAGGAGUACGCCGGCAAGAUCGCCUGCUACAAGCUCAACACCGACGACUGCCCUACCAUCGCCACGCAAUAUGGGAUCCGGAGCAUCCCAACCGUCCUCUUCUUCAAGAGUGGCGAGAAGAAGGAGAGUGUGAUCGGGGCCGUCCCCAAGUCCACCUUAUCUGCCACCAUUGAGAAGUACCUUGAUCUGUGAAUUGAAAGCCUCUCAAAACAUUCACUCUUCAGGGUUUUGCCCCAGUACUCGUACUACAUUACUUGAUGUAUUUAUAAGACCCUUCCUCAUGAUUCUCCGUUGUUGUUGUACAUGAACAUACCGCCAUUUGAAAUCUACUGUUUCUUUGUGGGUGAAGAAAGGAGAUCUUUUUUCGCAAGAGAUGUGCUUACUAAAGAAAGAUCUGCUCUUUCUUCAGCCACAGAGCUGUUGCCGUUCCUUUUUGUGCUCCA
Syzygium oleosum is the source of this 1109-nucleotide messenger RNA. Its product is annotated as thioredoxin M-type, chloroplastic-like. Gene Ontology annotation, cellular component: cytoplasm. The record is from RefSeq and is a predicted model, not a curated record. Gene Ontology annotation, molecular function: oxidoreductase activity, acting on a sulfur group of donors, disulfide as acceptor; protein-disulfide reductase activity. Bases 289 to 858 code for a protein of 189 amino acids. The transcript has 2 exons. Lineage: Eukaryota; Viridiplantae; Streptophyta; Magnoliopsida; Myrtales; Myrtaceae.